Molecule: messenger RNA, 3374 nt
Organism: Phalacrocorax carbo (great cormorant)
Lineage: Eukaryota; Metazoa; Chordata; Aves; Suliformes; Phalacrocoracidae
Source: RefSeq, a predicted model, not a curated record
GCGGAGGAAUGCAAAUGAGUUAUGGCAUCGGGCCGCCGCCGCGCCGCCGCCUGAGGGAGGAGGGAGCGGCCGCGGGCCCGGCCCCGCCGGCACCGGCACCGGCACCGGCACCGGCACCGGGACCCCCCGCCCCCGCCUGGGCCAUGGCCGCGGCCGGCGGGAGCCGCUCCGCCCGGGCCGCAGGGGUGGGAAGUGCAUUUCCUGCGUCACCCACAGCUCAAAAGUGAGGCGUCCCCCUGUCUGACACCCCAAAGUCCACAGGAGUUGGGUGCAGCUCUAGCCUGACCCACGGCGCCCCGUGGCGCCCCGGCAAACCACCAUGGAGAACGAGCAGCCGCCGGCCCCGCCGCCCCCCAGCAGCGCCGGCGGCACCCCCGCGACGCCCAGCAGCGCCGGUGGCGCCCGCCCGCCUGCUCCCCAGAUCUCCGUCUACAGCGGCAUCCCCGACCGCCAGACCGUCCAGGUGAUCCAGCAAGCGCUGCACCGGCAGCCCAACACGGCGGCGCAGUACCUGCAGCAGAUGUACGCGGCGCAGCAGCAGCACCUGAUGCUGCAGACGGCUGCACUCCAGCAGCAGCACCUCACCAGUGCCCAGCUCCAGAGCCUGGCCGCCGUCCAGCAGGCGAGCUUGGCAGCGAACAGGCAGAGCAGCUCUUCGGGAGGUAACGGUGCCCAGCCGGCACCGGCGCAGCAACCCACGAUCAACCUGGCGACGUCGCCAGCGGCUGCGCAGCUCCUGAACCGGGCGCAGAGCGUCGCCCCUGGGGCCUCGGGCAUCGCGCAGCAGGCUGUGCUGCUGGGCAACGCCGCCUCGCCCGCCCUCACCGCCAGCCAGGCCCAGAUGUACCUGCGGGCCCAGAUGCUCAUCUUCACGCCCACGGGCCCUGUCAGCGCCGUCCGCCCUGAGAGCCCUGCGCCGGCACCGGCCCCGCCACCUGCCGCGCCACCUGCCACCCCCCAGGUGCACGGCCUGGCCCUGCGCCCUGCCGGCCCCCACCUCCCCGCCCUGGCCAUGAAGCCCCCCGGUGGCCCCCCGCCCCGGGCCGGCCCCCCUCGGGGGCCCCCGCCCGACCCCCCCGCCGAGCACCUCAAAAAAGCCGAGGGUGCCGACGCCCGUGCCCACCCCCUGGCCCGUGCCGCUGCCCCUGCCGCUGCCCACCCACUCGUCACCCCAGCCUACGCCCCGCUGCAGCCCCCCCAGUUCCUGCAGCAGCCGCCGAAGCCAAUGCAGCCGCAGCAGCAGUUCGUCAUCCAGCAGCAGCAGCAGCAGCUGGCGCCCCGUGGGCAGCCCCCCCCAGGCCCCCCCGCCGCCCCCCAACUCCAACCCCUGCCCCCCGCCAGUCCCGGCCCGGCCCCCCAACCCAAAGUGGGGGUCCCCCAAGGAGCGGGGGGUGAGGGCGGCCCCCCCAACGGCCACCCCGGGUGCCACGCGGCCCCCCGCAAGUUCCAGCACGCCUCGGCUGUCAUCCUGCAGCUGCAGCCGGCCGGUGCCACGCCCCCGCUCGGGGUCCCCGAGGGUGCCCGCCGGGACCCCCCGCCUGCCCCGAGGAGCACCGAGAGCCCGCCCGCUGCCCCGCCGCAGCCCCCUGCCCUCUCGCCGCCCGCCGUCCCCCCGGGCCCCGACACCCCCGAAGGCGAGCGGCCCCCCACGCACGAGCCGCCCGCCGACCGCCUUCAUGCUCAGCCCCAGCCCCUGCCCAGCGUUCCCGGCAUGACCUCGGGCACCGGGAGCUCUGCCUCCACCGUCGCCGGCGCUGCCCCCCACAAUGGUGAGAACAAACCGCCCCAGGCCAUUGUGAAACCCCAAAUCCUCACCCACGUUAUCGAGGGCUUCGUCAUCCAGGAAGGGGCAGAACCGUUCCCGGUGGGGCGCUCCUCGUUGCUGGUGGGGAACCUGAAGAAGAAGUAUGCGCAGGAGCUGCUGGCUGAGAAACUCCCGCAACAGGACAACACCACCACCACCGACUCCGAAAUGGAGGAACCUUAUUUACAAGGCGUCCCUCCGCGCCCCCCAGAAUCCAAAGAGGAGGGGAACCCCCCCAAACUGAAAUGCGAGCUCUGCGGCCGCGUCGACUUCGCUUACAAGUUCAAGCGCUCCAAGCGCUUCUGCUCCAUGGCUUGUGCCAAGAGGUACAACGUGGGCUGCACGAAGCGGGUGGGUUUGUUCCACCCCGAUCGCAGCAAACUGCAAAAACCCGGCGGCCCCCCCCACGGCCGCCGCCGCACCUGCAAGGGGACGUUGCCCACCCUCAGCAAAGACGCCAAGAAGCAGCCGCCGGUUUCUCUCCCGCCGGGUUCGGUGCCUCUUUCCGUGACGGCGUCGUUGCAGCUCAACCACAGCCAAGAAGAUUCGAGUCGUUGUUCGGAUAAUUCGAGCUACGAGGAACCGCUCUCCCCCAUCUCGGCCAGUUCCUCCACGUCCCGCCGGCGGCAGGGCGAGCGCGACCUGGAGCUGCGCGAGAUGGAGCUGCCCGACGUCCACGUCCGCGACCUGGCGAGCAUCGGCCAUCGCUUCCUGCCCAGCGAGCCCAGCAAGUGGAACGUGGAGGACGUCUACGAGUUCAUCCGCUCGCUGCCGGGCUGCCAGGAGAUCGCCGAGGAGUUCCGGGCGCAGGAGAUCGACGGGCAGGCGCUGCUGCUGCUCAAGGAGGAUCAUCUCAUGAGCACCAUGAACAUCAAACUGGGGCCGGCCCUCAAGAUCUACGCCCGCAUCAGCAUGCUCAAGGACUCCUAGAGCCGGUUGGGCGGGGGGGUGGCAGGGGGGGCACCCGUGGGACCCCCCCAAACCCCUGCCCGGCCGUGGGGAGGGGGCUGCGGGGGGGGGGAAGCCAUUUGUGAGCACAACCCAGCCCCGGGGCAGCCCCUCCCCGCCACCCCCAGGGGUGUGUAUAUAGCCCGUAGCUAUAGCGUCCCCCUGUAGGGGGGGGUCACCCCCCUUCUCCGGCAGGGAGGGGGUGUCCCCGCGUCUCCCCCACGUGUGUCCCCCCCUUCCCCAAAACGGCAGGGCGAAGCAGGACGAUUGCCUUAACGUGUGCCCCCCCCCCCCAGCCCCAAACCGGGACUCGGGCCGUCGGCCCUGGGGGGGGGCGGCAGGGGGGUGCCUGGGUGUGGAGGAGGCGUCACCCCCCCCGUGAUGGGGCUGGUUUGGGGGCACCUUAGUGGAGGAUGGUGGUGGCGGGGGGCCCCCCCGGGCAGGUAAGGACCCCCACACACCUCCCCCUGGCCACUGCGGUCUUUUUAAGAAAAGAAAAGGAAAAGAUAAAAAAAAAAAAGAGGAAAAAAAACCCAAACCACACGGCCCGUCCCCCACCCCCUUUUUUUCCUGGGUUUUUUUUGUUUUGUUUUGUUUUUAAUAAACACUGAGGAAAAAAACA